GUCGACUCGAGAGCCUGACGUCACGGGUGCUUCCGAUGGCCCCUCCCACACAGCGUUGUGUUAGCGGCCAGCGCUGUGGACAGUGAUGGAGAGUGGGAUUACCUCGGGGGGAGGACAGUGACCGCGAGCUGCCGCACCGUUAUCUUAACGUGAAGCCGGAGAGAACACGGAACCGGCCCUGCGGUUUUUAGACGGUAAUUGGAAAUGCCGCUGGUCAAGAGAAACAUAGAACCCAGGCACCUCUGCCGGGGAACUGUGCCGGAUGGGAUCACCAGUGAACUGGAAUGUGUCACCAAUAAUACACUGGCCGCCAUCAUCCGACAACUGAGCAGUCUAAGCAAACAUGCAGAAGACAUAUUUGGCGAGUUGUUUAAUGAGGCGAAUACUUUCUACAUCAGAGCAAAUUCUCUUCAAGACCGAAUCGAUCGGCUCGCUGUCAAAGUCACCCAGCUGGAUUCGACGGUGGAAGAGGUUUCCCUCCAAGAUAUUAACAUGCGCAAAGCCUUCAAGAGUUCAACCAUCCAAGACCAACAAGUGGUCUCCAAGAACAGCAUUCCUCACCCGAUCACUGACAUCUAUAACACUUGUGACAAACCACCGCCUCUUAAUAUACUGUCACCAUACAGGGAUGACAGGAAGGAUGGCCUGAAGAUUUACACGGAUCCUUCUUAUUUCUUUGACCUUUGGAAAGAGAAGAUGCUACAAGACACAGAAGACAAAAGGAAAGAGAAAAGGCGGCAGAAGGAACAGAAGCGUGUGGACGGCACAACGCGUGAAGUGAAAAAAGUCAGGAAAGCCAGGAACAGACGUCAGGAGUGGAACAUAAUGGCCUAUGACAAAGAGCUGAGGCCUGACAGCAGGCUGUCCCCAAACGUAUACCAAGCAGCGUCUUCUGAGGGAUCCAUGUCCCCGGACACUAGGUCUCAUGUAUCUGAUUUGACAGAAUACUCCUAUCCUGCAACUCCAAACCACUCCGGCCACCAACAUCCAAUGACCCCAACAUAUGUUGGAUCAGGAGAGUCGCUGCAUCAUAUAGGGGCCAAUCAGGUCCACGAACAUGAUUUCAGAUCCUCCACAGGCACCCUAAGACAUGGGACAUUGAGUAGACCACAACAGCCACCGCCACCACCACCACCGUCAUCAAUGAUGGAUGGGCCACCUCCCCUACCUUCCACAGAGUGCAGGCGAGUUCUGCCAUCACAGAUGAUGGAAUAUUAUCCCACUGGAUCACCGCCUCCACCUCCACCAGUCAUUCCUUCUGCUCAAACUGCUUUUGUUAGUCCUCUUCAGCACCCAGUCCCUGGAUCCCCCGGAGGGCAGUUAUCUGGGUCUCCAUAUGCACCUUCUCCUCCUCCUGGUGGAGUCAGCAUUUCUGCUGCUACUGGACCUCCGCCUCCACCACCAGGACCUCCCUUAUCUGUUCUGUCUCUUUCUUCAUCACCGAUGCAUUUCGCCAAAGUGUUAGAAGCAAAACGUCUUGACGGUGCACAUCUCCUAGGCCUGACAAGUGAUGCUCGUAGCGAUCUCCUCUCCGCUAUUAGGAUGGGAAUCCAAUUGAAAAAGGUACAAGAACAGCGUGAACAGGAAGCCAAACGGGAACCAGUUGGAAAUGAUGUGGCCACGAUCCUGUCCAGACGCAUUGCUGUGGAGUACAGCGACUCAGAGGAUGAUUCAGAGUUUGAUGAAAAUGACUGGUCUGACUGAUCUCGGCAAACAGGUGUCACUCACCUGCUCCAAGGGCUUGGGUAGCUACCAGGAUUGGCCACCCACUUGCUGGACGGGUAUCCAGUUAUUAAUACGCUAUUUCUCCAGAUGGUGGCGCUGCAUGGAGUCCAUGUCAAGCAUGAAUAUUAAGAGUCUAGUCUGUAUGUGACUUGGGUAACAAGGACACGGUAUGCCUUAGCUAACUGUGCAGAAAGAUAUGUAAAGGUAUCAGGCUUUACAGAAUUUUGUAGCCAAUUGUUCGUUUUUUUUUUAUUUGUAAGUGUAAUCUCCCAUAGUGGAAACUCAGGGACACAUUACGAUAGUACAUAGGAGUGAGUGCAGUUCUUACAGGCGUCUAUUCUGUAUAUUAAUCUCUAGUUGUAUUUUACAGGUAAGUUUUAGAUUAACUUACAGCUUUGGUGGAUCCAUUGUGUAAAAAAAAAAAAAAAUAAACAUUCAAUGACUAACAAUUCACCACAGACAACACUAAUGCACAAAGUCUCACAAAGUGGGAAACGCAAAAGGCACAAAGAUGACCAUAGACAUGAAGAUGGGCCUCACACCGUGGUUAUCUAUUCCAUCAGGCAAAUUGAUUGGGCUGGGUUCACACCUGCAUUGGGUUCCUCCAUCGCAGGUUCCAUCAAGACUACUGGACAGUAUAGCACAGGAGGUAAAAUGCCAGGCACCAUGAUGGAAACCUGACAGACCCGGCAGAUAAUUCUGUAUUUUAUUUUUUUUAAUAUUCACCAACACUGGUGAGAACCCAGUCUUAGGCUACGGCUCAAUGGUGGUGACACAGAGUCACCCACCAAGUCUUCUUGCCCUUGGGUAGAUUUUGUCUAUGAUCUUGUCUACAAUUAGAUUUAAUAGUAGCAAAACUGCUAAAAUUCUAUUCAAGUCCUUUUAGGGUGUCUUAACCCUUUCACUGUCAAGGACGUAUAUCAAAUAUUGACAUUUUAAAUCUCAAAACCUUAGUUCUAAAAUGGGUUGUCUGAGACUAUAUGGUUGAUGUAUCCAUUGUAUCCAAAUUUGUAUCCAGCUCUCCCAAAAUAAUCUAUAGAGUUAAAAC
This is a messenger RNA of Hyla sarda, 2773 nucleotides long. It is a transcript of the gene WASF3, whose product is annotated as WASP family member 3. Gene Ontology annotation, biological process: actin cytoskeleton organization; positive regulation of Arp2/3 complex-mediated actin nucleation. Bases 205 to 1704 code for a protein of 499 amino acids. NCBI's taxonomy places the organism in Eukaryota, Metazoa, Chordata, Amphibia, Anura, Hylidae. Gene Ontology annotation, molecular function: actin binding; Arp2/3 complex binding; protein kinase A regulatory subunit binding. The transcript is spliced from 9 exons. Gene Ontology annotation, cellular component: SCAR complex; cytoskeleton. The record is from RefSeq and is a predicted model, not a curated record.